CCCAUGUAACCCUACCGGUUCGUUGGGUCGUGGGUGAACCGAGUCCACGGAAGGUGGGUGUUACAAUUUGGUAUCAGAGAGGUUCGGUUUUUGUAAAAAAAACAUAUUUUGUCAUCUUGGUCAAAAGGUAUUUUCAAGAAAAUCCACAGCGGCAUCUCCCAUCACAUCACUCCUAGGGAAAGGUACACCGUUAUUUUAUUCACAUGUAUGUCAUAUUGUAAUUAGUUCUGAUUUAAGCUAUUCCUAUAGAGAAUGAGUCAAGCAGCAGGCAACAGCGGACAGGCUGUCCUAGAGGGGGAGCCUGAGCACGAUCAGCGCGGCGACCUCGCAAUUGCCUUACUCCAGGAUUCCGCCUAUGACUGGUGGAAACGCGUGGGAGAAGACGUCCCGGAGCCCGAGCAGUGGGCCACAUUUGAUCGACUUUUCCAUGAAGAGUAUAUUCCGGAGCACAUCGUCGAGGCAAAGCGAGAGGAGUUCCUGAAGUUCACUCAGGGCGAACUCACACUACCUCAUGAUCGUCAGAAGUUUGACGAGCUCGCGGGGUUUGGGCAAGACCUCGUUCCGACCAUGGAGAAGCGGUGCAAGCGCUUCGUGGAGGGUCUACGCCCCGACUUGUCAGCUCAUUUGAUCACUGCCCCUCGGGGUGACAUCAACGCAUUGUUCAAGCGUGCGUUGGACAUGAAUGCGGCUCUCAUCAAGAAGGCUGAGUAUGAGCAGUCGCAGGGGGCGUCGGCAGCACCAUCUCGUCCAUCUCCACCCCAGAAGGCAGGGACCAGUAGUAAGAGGUCCUUUGCAGCGCCUAGCAGCUCCCACCGGAGCAAGAAGGCUAAGGCAGCACCGGCACAGUCGUCAACGUCCGUCCAGAAGAAGGGCAAAAGCGGAGAUGGGUUUCAUAACCCGAUAUGCGACCAUUGUGGCCACAGGAACCCAGGAGAAUGCUGGUUCACUCAAGGCAUGUGCCUUGGGUGUGGCCAUGCCGGGCAUUUUUGCAGGGAUUGUUCAAAGAAUCCGGGUGAGGCGUUUUCAUCCGCACCAGCUGCCUCAGCUCCAGCAGCGCAGCCCGCUCAGAGCCAGAAGUCGGCAGCAGCAUCGAGUCAGCCCAAGCGGCAAGCAUCUGGUACCCAGGCGGGGAAGGCCCCGGCCCGUACAUACGCGAUGCGGGGGCGUACUGAGCAGCUAUCCCAUGACGUCAUCUUGGGUAUGUUUACCUUAUUCGAUACAUCUAUCAUGGCAUUAAUUGAUCUGGGUUCCACUUUAUCAUAUGUGUGUAUGUCUAUGCCUGUUAUGCCUAACAUUUCAAGGGAAGACUUGGAUAAUCCGGUUAUCGUGUCCAACCCGUUGGGACAAAGUUUACGACUCACCCAUGUGUAUCACGACUGUCCAUUAGUGGUCCGGGGGAAGAAUUUCCCUGCAAGUCUCAUUGAGCUUCCACAUCGUGAGUUUGACGUUAUUCUAGGCAUGGAUUGGCUCACUGCCAACCAAGCCGUUGUUGACUAUGGAGAGCACACUGUUCGGCUGAGAGCCGAAGAUGGUAGCGACGUUCUGAUCCGUGGUGAGCUUCUCCCGAAAGCUCCAAUAUUUAUUUCCUACAUUCAUGCUCGCCGACUCAUUCGCAAGAAGUGCGAGGCAUUCUUAUGCACAGUUCAUGACACUCGUCAGGAGGCACCUAGUAGGGGAGACAUCCCUAUGCCUACAAUACGACAGCAGAUAGCAUCAGCCCAGAGCAGCGACGAUUUUUUUAUCCAGACUAUUGAGCUCGUCUCUAGAGGCGAGAAGCCGGAUUUCACAGUUCAGGAUGAUAUAUUGUACUAUCGGGAGCGUAUGAAAGUUCGCCUACGCGAUGAGGUGUACAAUGUCAUGAUCUCCAAUGCUAACCGCAGAUAUGGCUCCCUUGUACCAAAUCCUAGCCGCGAAGUGCAUACUGAUUUUGGAUCCAAAGGUUCUUCAUUUGAUGCGUGAUAGGAUUGAUGAGGAGCUCAAAAAGCUUCAUGAAAAGAUUGCUAAUGCUGAAGAAAAUUUAGGAGAAAGUGAAGUCAGAGAGGCUCACCUGGCAAAAUGUCUGUUUUAUAUUCGUAUAGGUGACAAGCCUAUUUGUGUUGGGAAUUAAAACACACAACACACACAAAUAAUCUGCGAGAAAUGAGAGAAACGGAACACGGACGACACACAAGAAUUUAACGUGGUUCGGUUUCUCUAAUUUCUCGCAGAUUAUUUGGGUGUGUUGUGUGUUUUAAUUCCCAACAAGUGGUAUCGGAGCCAAGUUGUUCAACACGAGAACACGAAUAGCGAGAGGCUGUCACCUAAGGUUUGCAGAUCUGGAUCGUUGAAUUGUGCGCCUGAGAAAGAGGAGUUGCUGCGGAGGAGAGUAGCCCCGCCUGUUUGAGAAGGGGGAGAGAGCUGCGCAGGGGUUCGCCAUCGUCUGCGAGCCGCCGCAGCAUCCCUUCGUUGCGCCGCCGUAGACCUCCUAGGGUUAGAGCCGCCGUCGCAGCCGUCCGGAUACGAGAUUGAACUCGCCGCCGCGAAGCCGUGCCGUUUCAGAUCGUGCUGCUACCAUCAGAUCAGAUCGCCGCCGCUGGAAAACUGAACGCGGCAGGAGCGAGAUAGAUCUGCCGCCGUCGUCCAGUCGAGAGCCUCCAUCGUCCAGCGCGCAGAGUUCACCACC
Cuscuta campestris is the source of this 2662-nucleotide messenger RNA. The record is from the annotation of a GenBank genome assembly. Lineage: Eukaryota; Viridiplantae; Streptophyta; Magnoliopsida; Solanales; Convolvulaceae.